Molecule: messenger RNA, 501 nt
Organism: Arctia plantaginis
Lineage: Eukaryota; Metazoa; Arthropoda; Insecta; Lepidoptera; Erebidae
Source: the annotation of a GenBank genome assembly
AUGGCUAUUAACGAGGAUGUAGUGUACGAGGUGAAUGACAAAGGUGAGCGCAUCGUAGUUAAAUCGAUAGAAUCUGAGAAUACAGCUUAUCUUCGUUUCACGAAUCGGACAUCUCGGCCCGUAGAUGUCUGGUGGCGGGAUUUCCAGGGUAUCAAACGCCAUUACAUCCGCUUGGAAGCUGGCGCUUACUACGACGUGAAUUCAUUUCUAACACACCCAUGGGAAUUUACUGAUGCCUCAACCAACGAGAGUUUUGUUAUUAAUAAUCAAGUUAUAUUUAGGGCGCCUAAUCAUGUAGGUGGUAUGUUGUAUAGGACGAAUUGGAACAUAUCUGUGAUGGUACGUCCUUUAAGAAGGGCAGCUCUGUUGGCUUUGGCUACGUUAUUGCCUAAUCCAGAGGCUGCGACAGUGCUGGGCUUACCUAUGAUGCUAGGCAGGGAACUGGCGGAGUUAGUAUCUACACUGCAGAAUACUCCGGAAAUUGUGAGCGUUGAACAUUAA